AUGGAGAACUACCAGAAGAUGGAGAAGAUUGGCGAGGGCACAUACGGAGUUGUUUACAAGGCGCGCGACCUCACCACGCCCGACAACCGCAUCGUCGCCCUCAAGAAGAUCCGUCUGGAAGCCGAGGAUGAGGGCGUGCCGUCGACGGCCAUCCGCGAGAUCUCGCUCCUCAAGGAGAUGAGUGACCCCAACAUCGUGCGCCUGUUCAACAUUGUCCACGCCGACGGCCACAAGCUGUACCUUGUCUUCGAGUACCUCGACCUGGAUCUGAAGAAGUACAUGGAGGCUCUGCCCGUCUCGCAAGGAGGCCGUGGCAAGCCCCUGCCCGAGGGCUGCAUGGACGGCCGCGCUGGCCACAUGGGACUCGGCGAGGCAAUGGUCAAGAAGUUCAUGCACCAGCUGUGCGCCGGCAUCCGCUACUGCCACGCCCACCGCAUCCUCCAUCGCGACCUAAAGCCGCAGAACUUGCUCAUCGACAAGGAGGGCAACCUCAAGCUCGCCGAUUUCGGUCUGGCUAGAGCCUUUGGUGUGCCGCUGCGCACCUACACUCACGAGGUAGGCGUCGACAUGUGGUCCGUUGGCUGCAUCUUUGCCGAGAUGGCCACUCGCAAGCCUCUCUUCCCCGGCGACUCUGAAAUCGACGAAAUCUUCAAGAUCUUCCGCAUCCUCGGUACUCCCAAGGAGGAGGACUGGCCCGGUGUCACCAGCUUCCCCGACUUUAAGCCCAGCUUCCCCAAGUGGUCGCGCAACCCCGACGACGACAUCAUCAACCACGACGGCGCAAGAGUCCUGGGCGAGGACGGUAUCGACCUUCUCGAGUCGCUGCUCAUCUACGACCCUGCCGGCAGAAUCUCAGCAAAGCAGGCCUGCCUACACCCCUACUUCAACGACUCAAAGUACUACGGCGCACGAAACGGCUACCACUGA
Molecule: messenger RNA, 927 nt
Organism: Aureobasidium vineae
Lineage: Eukaryota; Fungi; Ascomycota; Dothideomycetes; Dothideales; Saccotheciaceae
Source: the annotation of a GenBank genome assembly